Styela clava is the source of this 2629-nucleotide messenger RNA. The record is from RefSeq and is a predicted model, not a curated record. Lineage: Eukaryota; Metazoa; Chordata; Ascidiacea; Stolidobranchia; Styelidae.
GGUGGCAGAGGCAAACAAACAACAAUUUUAUUAAUUUGCUAGCGCCACCCUGCUGCAGCACAUUAUGAAUAUGUGAUGUGGCUUGACAUGUGUCUUCAUUCACAAGAGCCAACGCUUUGAAUUAUAUGCACCAUGUCGGGUCUUCUUCGCGUGCUGUUAAAUGCUAGUUCAACGUCACAGGUUUUUCGUCAAUGUUAUCAAAGAGGAAUAAAUUAUGGAACAAGAUCACUACAUAAUGCAGCUGCUCAACAAAGAGAGCCAGAUGAAAAAACAUUUGACAAGAUACUUAUUGCUAAUCGUGGAGAGAUAGCAUGCAGGGUAAUGCAAACUUGUAAGAAGAUGGGAAUAUCAACCGUUGCAGUUUACAGCGAAGCAGACAAAAAUUCUGUUCAUGCUCACAUGGCAGAUGAAGCAUAUUGUGUUGGUCCACCACCUUCUAAUUUAAGUUAUUUGGAUAUGAAUAAAAUAUUAGAUGUCAUUAACCAAUCUGGUGCUCAAGCGGUACAUCCAGGUUACGGUUUCCUUUCAGAAAAUAGAGUUUUUGCUGAAAAGUUGGCUGAAAAGAAUGUUGCCUUCAUAGGACCUGGAACUCAUGCAAUCAAAGUAAUGGGAGAUAAAAUUGAGUCUAAGUUAGUUGCAAAAAAUGCUGGAGUGAACACAAUACCAGGUUUCGAUGGAGUUGUUGAAACACCUGAAGAAGCUGUCAAAAUCGCUAAUGAAAUAGGUUAUCCUGUAAUGAUCAAGGCAUCAGCUGGAGGUGGAGGGAAAGGAAUGAGGAUUGCUUGGAAUGAUCAAGAAACAAUUGAAGGAUUUCGAUUCUCAUCACAAGAAGCUGCAUCUAGUUUUGGAGAUGAUAGAUUAUUGAUUGAAAAAUAUAUUGACAAUCCAAGACACAUAGAAGUGCAGGUUCUAGCAGACAGUUAUGGCAAUACACUAUGGUUAAAUGAAAGAGAAUGCUCAAUACAACGUAGAAAUCAAAAAGUUGUAGAAGAAGCUCCAUCAACAUUUCUUGAUCAAGAUACUCGAAAAAAAAUGGGAGAACAAGCUGUCUCACUUGCUGCAGCAGUGAAAUAUCAAAGUGCCGGUACAGUGGAAUUUUUAGUUGACUCCCAGAAAAAUUUCUAUUUUCUUGAAAUGAAUACAAGACUUCAAGUUGAACAUCCAGUUACAGAAUUAAUAACAGGACUUGAUCUUGUGCAUGAAAUGAUUAGAGUUGCUGCUGGUCAUCCACUCUCGAUUCAACAAAAAGAUGUCAGAAUAAAUGGAUGGGCUAUCGAAUGCAGAGUAUAUGCAGAGGAUCCUUACAAAUCAUUUGGUUUACCUUCAAUUGGAAGAUUGAGCAGAUAUUGCGAACCAACAGAUAUUCCUGGAGUAAGAUGUGAUAGCGGUAUUAAAGAAGGAAGUGAAAUCAGUAUAUAUUAUGAUCCGAUGAUUUCUAAGCUUAUAAGCUAUGGAAAAACAAGAGAGGAAGCUUUAUCAAUUAUGUGUAAUGCGUUAGAUAAUUAUGUCAUCAGAGGUGUAACUCACAAUGUUCCUUUAUGUCAUGAAGUUUUAAGGCAUCCAAGAUUUGUGUCGGGUGACAUCAGCACUAAUUUUCUUUCUGAAGUAUACCCUGAUGGUUUUAAGGGUAAAACUUUAUCUACUAAAGAACAAAAUGAACUAAAAGCAAUUGCUUGUGCGUUCUAUGCGUGGCAAGAAGAUUAUGCCAGACAAUACCUCAAUCAAAACAGAUUACCAGUUUUAGGAAAAGAAAUAUCAUGUUGGAAUGUUGAAGUCGAAUUAGAAAAUGAUUUUUCAGAUGCUGUUGUAACAAGAAAGGAUAACACAUAUGAAAUUUCAACGAUUGAUGGAGAUAUCGCUCUUUCAGCAGAUUGGUCAUUAACUGAUCCUGUUCAAUCUGUAUCAGUAAAUGGAGGAAAACCUGUAUCAGUACAAUGCAUUAAAUCUGAUGCCAAUGGAGAAUUUUCAAUCCAAUAUCAGGGUACACUGUUCACACUGAAAGUUUUAUGUGAAACUGCUGCAAAUUUACGUGAAUUUAUGCCUGAAAAAAUACAAGAAGAUGAAACAUCGAUGUUGAGAUCUCCAAUGCCAGGAACCGUCCUCUCAGUUAAUUGCAAAGCAGGAGAUGAAGUAGCAGCAGGUCAAGAAGUUUGUGUUGUCGAAGCGAUGAAAAUGCAAAAUAGUUUAACAUCAGCAUGUGAUGGACGAAUUAGACGCGUUUGCUGUGAACCUGGCGAUAGCAUUGGCGAGGGAGAUUUAAUUAUCGAAUUAGAGUGAUGUUGACAAAAAAAUCCCUAAUUUAUUACAUAGUUGAUAUCUUGCCAAACUAUAAUUCAGUACAAGUUGCUGUGUUAGUAGUAGCAUACUAUACCAAGUUCCGAGACAUCUUCUCUAACUUCUUCUCCUCACUGUUAAAACUGUCUGAUAAAAUUCCGUACUACAUCUUUUUUCUUGCUAAUCUCUGAUCAUGUUCUUGAAAAAUAUCGACUUGAACACUUUCAUCUUAUAAUUGUGCUCUGGGAUGUUUGGCACCGAGAAGUGCUUAUAUUUUCUGUGUUAAAUCGCUUGUAGUGUCAUCUGUUCUUCUUACCAUAGAAAAAGUACACCUUUAUUAUAUAUAUACAUUUUA